AUGCCGCCGAUGCUGCGAUGCGUCGUCGCCGCGGCGCUGGCCGCCGUCGCCGCCGAGGGCGCGACGGUGCUCCUGUCCAAGGCCCGCGUCUACGCCGAGGAGGGCGGCCGGGCGACCUACACCGUCGUGCUCAGCGAGGCGCCGACCGCCGACGUGACCGUCGCCAUGACCAUCGGCGACGAUUCGCUGCUCAAGUUCCUCACGAGCGCCUCGCUCACGUUCACGAGUAGCGACUGGUCGGCGGAGCAGACGGUGCGGGUCAAGGCCAAGUCGAACGGCGACGACAGCGGCGCGCUGUACACGGACGUCGCCGUGACCCACGCGGCCUCGAGCGCCGACGCCGACUUCGACGGCGCCGCCUUUAGCGCGUCGGACGAGGUCGUCGUCCGCAUCUACGACGACGACUCGUGCGUGAGGGAUUGCGCGCCGGGGACGUACUACGACGCCUGCAACCACACGCGCGCGUGCCUGCCCUGCCUCGAGGGCCACUGGUGCGCCGGCGGCUGCGCGAGCCCGCAGCCCUGCGCCAGCGGCACCUUCUUGCCGUCGACGAGCGGCGCGGCCGAGGCCGACUGCCGGAGCUGCACGGCCGGCAACUACUCCGCGACGGCCGGCGCGGCGACCUGCGCCGCCUGCCCCGCGGGCUACGCCUGCCCGUCCGCGGCGGCGGCGACGAUCUGCCCCAAGGGCACGGCCGCGGCCCUCGGCGCCGCGGCCUGCGCGCCGUGCGCGUCCGGCUCGUACGCGUCGUCCGAGGGCUCGGCGACCUGCGCCGCGUGCCCGCCGGGCUACGCCUGCGCCGACGCCUCGGAGCCGCCCGUGGCUUGUUCGCCGGCGAGCUACGCCCUCGGCGCCGCGACGAGCUGCUCCCCGUGCCCCGCGGGCUCGUUCUGCGCGUUGACGUCGAGCGAGGCCCAGGCCUGCGAGGCCGGCACGUUCUCGCUGUCGAACUGGGGCUACUGCGCCCUCUGCCCCGCGGGCCACGGCUGCGCGUCGACGAGCGCGGCGCCGGCGGCGUGCGCCGCCGGCGCGUCCGCGCUGGUGGGCGCGACGGCGUGCGACGCCUGCGGCGCGGGGACCUACGCGAACGAGACCUGCCCGCGGGGCUACGCGUGCCGGCGGGCCGACGCGGCGCCGACGCCGUGCGGCGCGGGCGCCUACGCGCUCGGCAACGCGACGACCUGCGAGAGCUGCGAGGCGGGCUGGUUCUGCGAGACGACGGACGCCGGGCCCGCGCGGUGCCCCGCGGCGACGUACUCGACGGCCCUCGCGACGUCCUGCGACGCGUGCCCGCUCGGCUAUACGAUCGUCCGCAACCGGACGGCCUGCGAGGCCUGCCCGAAGGGGAGCUACUGCCCCUACACGGACGAGGACCUCGCCAUCGCCUGCCCGCGCGGGAGCUACAGCGUCGGCCGCCAGCACCUCUGCACGGCGUGCGCUCCCGGCUCCUAUUGCCCCUACGUCGACCGGGGCGUCGAGUACCCCUGCGACUCGGGGACCUACAGCGUCGGCGGCCAGGCGUCGUGCACGCCCUGCCCCGCUGGCUUCGCGUGCUUCGACGUCCGCGGCGAGCACAUCAAGGCGUGCGAGCUCGGCACCUACAGCAGGGUCGGCGAGCCGCUCUGCGCCGACUGUCCGGCCGGGUACCGCUGCCCGUCGCCGAGCGCGCUGCCCAUCGCCUGCGAUGCGGGGACGACGGCGGUGCUCGGGUCGAGCAACUGCAGCCUCUGCGAUCCAGGCUACGCGUGCCCGGACCCGGCGGCGCCGCCGGAGAAGUGCGCCGUGGGCUCCUACGCGGCGGGCGCGGCCUUCGAGUGCCCCGUCGGCGCGUGGUGCAACCCCGCGUCGGAGCUCACGCUCUGCCCCCUGGGCUAUUACGGCAACGUCUCCGCCGGCGCGUCGAUGGCCGACGCGUGCGAGCUCUGCGACCAGGGCUACUACUGCCCGCGGACGGGGACGACGGCGCUCACGCGCGUGCUCUGCCCGGCCGGAUUCUACUGCGAAUUGGGCUCGUCCUAUCCUACGGAAUGCCCCGCCGGCACGUACAACGACGAAUACGGCGCCGCGUCUUCCGCCUACUGCCGCGACUGCGCGCGCGGUUUCUACUGCCAGGCCCACUCGACGACCCCGAACCAGUUCCCAUGCGAAAAAGGCUACUUUUGCCCGGACGCGACGGCGUCGCACGACGCCUACCCGUGCCCGGCGCGGGCCCGUGCGGGGACGUUCUCGGACCAGACGCAGCUCACUGACGCGGCCGAGCGUGCGGAGACGAACCUCUACGCCGAGGACCAGUACCCGUCGACGUGCGCGGCCGACGCGACGACGUGCGUCGACUGCCCGGCCGGUUACGCGUGCGCGGAGGGCUCGACGGCGCCGGCGCCCUGCGGCGUCGGGACGUACUCGAACUCGGGCGCGGACGCGUGCACGACGUGCCCCGUCGGCUAUUACUGCGGCUCGAACACGACGACGUCGACGGCGCUCUUCUCCGGCGGCGGGUCCUGGGCCGACGCGAGCGACGCCGCGGGCGCGCGCGGCCCGGCGCCGGACGGCCGCCUCGACGCGUUUCGCGGCGCCGACGCGUCCGACUGCCUCGAGACGCCCGCGGGCUUCUACACGGUCGAGGGGUCGGCGAACUACACGGGCCUCUGCGAGCCGGGGUUCUACUGCGGCGCCGGCUCCACGACGCCCUUCGCGACGCCCUGCCCCGAGGCGACGUACAACGCGCGCGGCUACUGCGAGGCCGGGAGCGCCGCGCCGACGAUCUGCCCCCGGGGAUACUACUGCGUCGCGGGCCUCGCUGCGCCGAUGCCCUGCCCUAUCGGCACGUUCGGGAACGCGUCCGCGCUCCGGCGGUCCGAGGACUGCACGCCGUGCUCGCCGGGCUAUUUCUGCGACGGCCUCGGCCGGCCGGGCCCGCGCGGGCCCUGCGACCCCCAGCGUCGGCGCAUAGGCGGCUACUGCCCCCUCGCGUCGAGCUACCCGAACCCGUGCCCCGCGGGCACGUACAACAACGAGAGCGGCGCGACGUCCGAGGACGAGUGCGACAACUGCCUCGCUGGCUAUUACUGCAGCGGCCUGUGUGGAUUUCAGAUCUUCAUCCGACUUCAAUGCAGCGGCAGCAACAACCCGUACCCGACGGGCCCGUGCUACCCGGGCUAUUACUGCGAGAGCGCGAGCAUCACGCCGACGCAGCACGAGUGCGCCGCGGGCAAGUACAGCGGCUACGGCGCGGCGGAGUGCACGGACUGCGAGCCGGGGACCUACCAGCCCUACCGGGCCCAGGCGACGUGCGUCGACACGCCCGCGGGCUACUACGCGGACGGCUACGGGUCGACGACGUACCUCCCCUGCGAGGUCGGCUACUACUGCCCCGCGGGCACGGCGAGCUACCUGCGCGACCCAGCGCUCUACCCCUGCCCCUUCGGCACCUACGGCGCCCAGGAGCUCCUCGUCGACGUCACGGAGUGCUCGCUCUGCGACGCGGGAUACUACUGCGGGCCCAAGGACGACGGGAGCGACGGCCUCUCGGCGCCGACGGCCAAGUGCGACGCGGGAUACUACUGCUCCAGCGGCGCCUUCGACAGCCAGGGCGCCUACUGCAUCGACCUCGACGUCUACGUCGCGUCCUACGACCCGGCGACGGACUCGAACGUCACCUACGACGGCAACGCGACGUCAAUCGGCUACCUCAAGGACUGCGGCGACGACGGCGGCGGCUGCCCCGCGGGCCACUUCUGCCUCCGGGGCAGCGGCUACCCGGAGCCCUGCCCCAUCGGCACCUUCUACGGCGGCACGCUCCUCACGGGCGACUGCGACACGUGCUCGCCCGGCGCGGCCUGCGACACGACGGGCCUGGAGGCGCCGAACGCGGUUUGCGCGGGCGGCUACUUCUGCCGCAACGCGAACGAGGGCGCGCCGUCGACGACGCCCCUCUGCCUCGACGACGCCUGCGCGGGCGACUACGGCCUCUGCCCCGCCGGGUCCUCCUGCGCCAACGGCACGUCCGAGCCCGCCGCGUGCGCCGCGGGCACCUACGGGCCCACGGUGGGCCUCGACGCGUGCCUCGCGUGCCCCGCGGGCCGCAUGUGCAACGGGACGAACACGACGCACUACGCCGACUGCCCCCGGGGCGGCUUCUGCCCGGCGGGCACGGGCGCGACGCCGGAGCCCUGCCCGAAGGGCCGCUACGGCCACGCGACGAACCUCGCGCGCGCGGCCGACUGCGCGCCCUGCCCCGAGGGCCGCCACUGCCCGGAGCCGGGCCUCGUCGCGCCGGGCCCGCCCUGCGACGCGGGCUUCGUCUGCGAGAUCGGCUCGGUCCACGCGAACGGCACCGCGCGCGCGGGCGGCCUCGCCGCGGCGCCGUGCGCCGCGGGCGGCUACUGCCGCGCCGGCUCGGCGCACGCGACGCCGUGCCCCGUCGGCACCUUCUCGCCCGACGCCGGCGAGACGUCGCCCGGCGCCUGCGGCGCCUGCACGGCCGGGUCCUACUGCGACGCCGUGGGCCUCGCGGCGCCCGCGGGCCUCUGCGAGCCGGGAUACUACUGCGAGGCCGGCGCGACGUCGCCGCGCGCCGCGCUCUGCCCCGCGGCGGCCGCGUGCCCGCUCGGCGCCGGCGCGCCCGCGCCCUGCGACGCGGGGACCUACGCCGCGGCCGAGGGCGCCGCGCGGUGCGACGCGUGCCCGGCGGGCUUCUACUGCGGGAACGCGACGGCCGACUACCACGACUACCCCUGCCCGGCCGGCCACUACUGCCCCGCGUCCUCGACGGCGGCGACGGCGCACCCGUGCCCCGCGGGCACCUUCAGCAACGUCUCCGCGGCCCAGGCGCCGAGCGACUGCGUCGACGUGCCGCCGGGCUUCUGGGCCGCGGGCGCCGGCGCCGCGGGCCUCGCGGGCAAGUGCGACGCGGGCUGGUUCUGCGUCGGCAGGGCGACGUCGCCGGCGCCGUCCUUCGCGACGGGCACGGGCGGCAAGUGCGGCCCCGGGAGCGCGUGCCCCGCGGGCAGCACCUGGGACCGGCCCUGCCCCGGCGGGUCCUUCUGCGACGGCUCGCGCGUCGUCGGCCUCUGCGCGCCGGGCUUCUUCUGCGAAUCCAACGCGACGGCCUACCGGCCCGACGGCGCCGCCGCGUCGUCCGGCCCCUGCCCGGCGGGCCACUACUGCCCCCGGGGCGCCGUGUCGCCCGUGCCCUGCCCGCCGGGGACGGCCCUCGCGACGCAAGGCGCCGCGAACGCGACGGACUGCGCGGCCUGCGCCGCGGGCUUCCUCUGCCCGAACGCGUCGACGGCGACGGCCGAGAUCGCGUGCCCCGCGGGCUCCUACUGCCCCGCGGGGUCCGUCGUCGCGAUCCCCUGCCCCGCCGGGUCGUCGUGCGCGGCCGGCGCGGGGUCGAACGCGUCGUGCGCCGCGGGCAGCUACCAGCCCCUCGCCGGCCAGGCGGCGUGCCUCGCCUGCCCGUCGGGCUUCUUCUGCGGCGUCGGCGCCGCGGCCUACGAGCCCUGCCCCCGGGGCCACUACUGCGGCGCGAAUACGGAGGCCGGGACCCAGUUCCCCUGCCCGAACCAGGGCAGGAAAAGAGAGCGAAAUUCCCAAAGGCUCCGAUCUCGGCCAUUUUCCACUCGCCCGAACGGCACGUUCUCGAACGCCACGCGGCUCCAGGCGGCGGCCGAGUGCACGCCGUGCCUCCCGGGCCACUUCUGCAACGACACGGGCCUCGAGGCGCCCGCGGGCACCUGCGCGCCGGGCCACUUCUGCACCGAGGGGGCCAUCGUCGCCGCGCCGGACCACACGUGCGUGCGCAACAAGACGAUGCUCGCACGCUUCGCGCGGACGGCCGCGCGGCCCGCGCUCUGGCGCGCGCCGCGCGCGGCCCUGAGCUAUCCGGCCCACGAGGUCGUCGGCUUGCCGGCGCUGUCGCCGACGAUGGAGCAGGGCACCAUCGCGGCCUGGAAGGUCGACGAGGGCGGCGCCUUCGGCGCCGGCGACGUCAUCGCGGAGAUCGAGACGGACAAGGCGACGGUGGACUUCGAGGCGCAGGACGACGGCGUGCUCGCCAAGAUCCUCGUGCCCGCGGGCACCGAGGUCGCCGUCGGCGCGCCGGUCAUGGUCGUCGUCGAGGACGAGGGCGACGCGGCCGCCUUCGGCGACUUCGUCGCCCCGGCCGCCGCGGCCGCGGCGCCGCCCGCGCCGGCGCCGGCGCCGGAGCCCGCGGCCGCGCCGCCCGCGGCCGCGCCCGCGCCCGCGGCCGCGGCGCCGCCCGCGGCCGCGCCCGCGGCCGCCGGCGCGCGCGUCGUCGCGUCGCCCCUCGCGCGCAAGGAGGCCGCGGCCGCGGGCGUGGACCUGAGCCUCGUCGCCGGCACGGGCCCCGGCGGCCGCGUCACCGCCGACGACGUCCGCUUCUUCGAGCCCCCCGCGGCGGCGGAGGUCGCGGCGGCGCCGCCGGCCGCGGCCGUCGCGGGCGCGGGCUACGCGGAGUACGCCGUGAGCCCGGCGUCGGCGGCCAUCGCCGCGAAGCUCGCCCACUCCAUGCAGACGGCGCCCCACUACUACCUCACCAUGGACUGCGACGUCGGCGCCGCGCUGGAGCUCCUCGAGUCGCUCAACGCGUCGCUCGGCGACGCGGCGCCCGUGGGCCUCUACGACCUCAUGAUCAAGGCGUCGGCGUCGGCGACCAAGGCCGUGCCCGCCGUCAACGCGUCCUGGCUCGAGCCGGGCGUCGUGCGCCAGUACGCGCGCUUCGACGUCAACGUCGUCUCGGGCGUCGGCGAGGGCCUCGCGGCGCCCGCGCUCGUCGACGUCGGCGCGCUGGGCCUCGGCGACAUCGCCGCGUUCACGGCGGCGGCGCCCGGGGCGGACGAGCCCUACGUCGCGGGCACGUUCACGAUCCAGAACCUCGGAGCGUUCGGCGUCGCGUCCGCCGCGCCCAUCGUCCACACGCCCCAGGCCUGCGCGCUCGCCCUCGGCGCCGUGCGCGACGACGUCGCCCUCGGCGACGACGGCGCCCUGAUCGCCAAGCCGACGCUCACGUGCACGCUCGCCGCGGACCACCGCGUCGUCGACGGCGCCGUCGGCGCGCAGUGGCUCGCCGCGCUCAAGGGCCUCGUCGAGAACCCGACGACGCUCCUCCUCUAGGGGGCCGGGCGCCGAGCGGGACCCCGGCGCGACGCGGGGGCCGAAGACUUAAAACACGAGCACGAGGGCCG
Molecule: messenger RNA, 7205 nt
Organism: Aureococcus anophagefferens
Lineage: Eukaryota; Pelagophyceae; Pelagomonadales; Pelagomonadaceae
Exons: 17
Coding region: 1-7134 (2377 amino acids)
Molecular function (GO): acyltransferase activity
Source: RefSeq, a predicted model, not a curated record